UCUACCUCGACUCCAAAGUCCAAAGAAUUUACAAAAAGAAAAAUAGUGACAAAAAGGAACAAGGAGAAAGAACUGAAUACGAAAAGAGCAUAGAGUUCUUUCAGUUCGUCACAUUAUCUCUCUCUCUCUCAUUGUAAAAUGGAAGGGCUAGAGAAGCUAGAACAAGUUCAGAGGAAUAUUCAUUUGCUUCAUUCAGUUGGAGUUUCCGAUGCCAACCCCGACGCCGAACGCUUCCUCGCUGAUUUCACCUCUUUUCUGAUGCAAGAUUGUGGUGAGCUUGAUGUCUCAUUGAAAUGCCAAUUGAUUACUAAACACAUGUCAAAGGUAGUGGAUUUAUUAAUCUCGGACGCAACGCAACCUUCUAAGAAAGGUUGCAGCCAGAUUAAAAAUCUUCAUAGCGAUGACAAAACAAAUCCGGAUCCUGUGCAGAGCCUCCAUUCUGAUGUUUAUGUAAUUGGGAUAGAUGCAAUGAUACGCUCUAAUUCAACUCUUGAGGAUUUUUGCAGAUCAUAUUUUGUGUUUCACAAAAUGGACGCAAACCAGCCGCACUCAAUUUUUAAGAACCUACCUAUGCUUUCAUUCACAGAAAGUUAUAUUUAUCAGUUGGAUGACUUAAAUGAGAAACUCCUACAGCUGCCAACGGGUGAAGUUUCAAGUUCUACUGAAGGCUUUGAGGACGAUGAGCCAAGCCCAUGUGCUAAUUCUGUACAAGUGUUCGAAAAGAAUCCGUUUAGACCACUCUUUAGGGUACUAGAACGCUAUGGGCUUCUGACAGAAAGGAUUAAAGAAGAGUUGAGAUAUGGUGAAGAAUAUUGGCAUCUGGAAAGAAAGCUUUGCUGUGCACUGGCGAGAAACAAGGAGAUAUCAAUUGAGGAUGUCACGAGGGCCAUUCAUCUAAAAUCUUUUGAUUAUCGGGUGCUGAACCUUCUGUUAUAUCAACUAAGAGGUGAAAAGGUAAACGAACUGCAUAUGGAAUUUCUCUCAGUCUCAGAGUUGCUUGUUGAAGUAUCUGAUGAUCUGUUUGAUUAUGAGGGUGAUGUUGCCGAGAAUAGUUUCAACAUUCUUCGCAUGUUUGUAAAAUGCUAUGGGGCUUCUGCAGCGCCAAUCAUGCUGGCGCAAUUCAUUUCUGAAGUGGAAGAAAAGUAUGAUCUAUUAUUUAAAGCAUUAGAUCAAGAACUGUCGGUGAAGUACCGUGAAAGAUGUGAAGAAGCUACAAGGGAAGGUGGAAAGACAUGCGGCCCUUCUCUUGGAACAUGGCACAUUCCACCAGUUAUUGAAGAUGAAGCUGAAUAUCGAAGACGAGCUGUUUCAUCUAAAGCUCGAUCAAUGGCGGAUUUGAGUUUCUAAAAUGGUGUUAACCAUUUUAUGUUGGCCACCUAUCAUCUCUGCAUUCGAAGCUCGUUAGCCACCUACAUUAUCUCUGCCAGUACUGUUGUGGAAGACUAUGCUAAUGUUGAAGAUGAUUUUAUGUUACUUUUUGCUCGAGAAGUGCAGAGUUUAGUUCGAAUAUGUGCGAUUUUGCAUUAUUUGGUGUCAAAAUAUAUUGGUUUUCAGGCUUUGUUUGCAAGUAUUUGGAAGCAUGGUUAGUUGAGGGAACUUGUUUUUGCCGUGUUUGGUCCAUUUAAGUUAUUGGUUUGUUAUUUUCCAAAA
Molecule: messenger RNA, 1650 nt
Organism: Salvia miltiorrhiza (redroot sage)
Lineage: Eukaryota; Viridiplantae; Streptophyta; Magnoliopsida; Lamiales; Lamiaceae
Exons: 14
Coding region: 139-1347 (402 amino acids)
Source: RefSeq, a predicted model, not a curated record